GAGUUCGGGGCACGGAUGAUUACCAUUGGAAACAAAAAGAUCAAACUGCAGAUUUGGGAUACGGCUGGCCAGGAAUCCUUCCGUUCAAUCACCCGCUCGUAUUACCGAGGAACAGCCGGGGCACUCUUGGUCUAUGACAUCACCAGGCGGGAAACUUUCAACCAUUUGUAUGCCUGGUUAGAAGACGCUCGGCAGCAUUCCAGUCCCCACAUGGUGAUCAUGCUCAUUGGCAAUAAAAGUGACAUGGAGCACCGGCGGGUGGUGCAGAAAGAAGAGGGGGAGGCUUUCGCCCGGGAACAUGGCAUGGUUUUCAUGGAAACAUCAGCAAAGACAUCAGCCAAUGUGGAAGAGGCCUUUCUCAACACAGCUAAAGCCAUCUACAGAAAGAUCCAGCUGGGUGAACUUGACAUUUCCAAUGAGGGAAAUGGGAUCAGGAUUGGCUCUAAACAACCAGCCAUUAUUCCGGGUGGAUCAUCGCUCCGCCCGGGACUGCAAGGCUCUGGGGACCGAUCAGGCUGUUGCUAAGUUUGCUUGAAAUCCUGACAAGCUCAUUGAGGCUGGGAACAAACAGAGGAUGGUGCCUUUCACUUCUUAUUCAAAUGGCAUUGGGGGAGAUGGGGAGGCAAGGAUUUUCCAGUCCAGUUUUCCUUUCCCCUUUUUAUAUGAAUGUGGGGCCAACCUGAAUCUAAUCUUUGGCUGGGGCCUAGAGCAUCCCUUCCCGAAAUCUCCCCAUCAGGGCUGUCUGGCCUUUCUUCUAGAAGGAAAGGUAUUUCCUUCAUCCAGUCUGCUUAUAUGUCGGCAGUGGCUAUUCUCCCCACUGUUGAAAACUUCCAUUCCCUACCUUGGACUUGUUAAAUUUUGGGGGAUCUUCCAGGUCUCCAUACCUGAUUUAAUAUUAAGCUGUAAUGUAUGCUUUCUCUUGUUCCUAC
Messenger RNA from Notechis scutatus (mainland tiger snake), 929 nucleotides. It is a transcript of the gene RAB2B, whose product is annotated as RAB2B, member RAS oncogene family. Gene Ontology annotation, molecular function: GTP binding; GTPase activity. NCBI's taxonomy places the organism in Eukaryota, Metazoa, Chordata, Lepidosauria, Squamata, Elapidae. The record is from RefSeq and is a predicted model, not a curated record.